This is a messenger RNA of Menidia menidia (Atlantic silverside), 9631 nucleotides long. The record is from the annotation of a GenBank genome assembly. Lineage: Eukaryota; Metazoa; Chordata; Actinopteri; Atheriniformes; Atherinopsidae.
UUCCCUUCAGGCUCCAGAACAAGUCUGGACUGCUCUGCUGCUGCUUCUGCUGCAGCCUGAGCUCAGCUUUCAGCCUCCAGAGCCAGCAGCAGCCCUCACAGUGCUGACAGCACCACGCAGAGGUGCAACCGCUGGAUUCCGCUCUCUGAGCUGGCUGCUGACCCUGGAGGUUCAUUGCGCUUUCUAAAAAAUUUGGAUUUGGACACUGGGGAUAAUACACGCCGCGUGGCCCCCUAAACCCUGUGUGAGUGGAUAUGCCACAGGUGGAAAGGUGAGCAGCGGCCGGUGCGCGGAGCAGGGAUCCUGAGGUUGUGAAGAUGUGGUGCUGGAUUUUCACUGUGGCUGUCCUGCUCUUGUCCAUGAAACAGGCAGAAGCUCAGGGCAGAUGUAAUAAUGUGCGAGCAGCAGAUAUUGUUUUCCUGGUCGAUGGGUCCUCCAGUAUUGGCAGAGCAAACUUCCUGCAGGUGAAGGGUUUCAUGGCAGGAGUUGUGAAGCCUUUUGCCAGCUCUGUGGGCGAGUCAGGUAUUCGGUUUGGGGCUGUACAGUACAGUGACACUUCAAGAGUUGAGUUCACCUUCAACACGUACCUCAAUGGCACAGAGCUCGUCAACGCAGUGCAAAAUCUAAACUAUAAAGGUGGGAACACACGAACCGGUGCCGGUCUCAAGUUUGUUGCAGACAAUUUUUUCAACGCCGCUUCCAAUCGGGAUGUCCCAAAGGUCACGAUCUUGAUCACAGAUGGGAAAUCACAGGACAAUGUGCAGGAACCAGCACAGAAGCUGCGCAGUCUGGGAGUGAGCGUUUUUUCAGUUGGCAUAAAGAGUGCAGACAGGAAUGAACUGGCUCAGAUCUCCUCACAGCCCAGCAGUGAUUUCACCUCCUUUGUUGGGGACUUCAGACUGCUAAACACUCUUCUUCCUCUUGUGGGCCCUCAAGUGUGUUCAGUAGCAGGAGGAGUCUAUGCCAGUGAUGAGGCAUUUUCUGGUCCAUCCAACCUUCAGUUCACGGGCCAGACGACUGAUUCUCUCCGGUUUCGCUGGAGUCCCGCCGGGGGCCCUGUUAGUGGAUAUGUGAUCCAGUACGUUCCACUCUCUGGCUUGGGUCAGCCAGUUGUGGCAGAAUUACGUCAGGAGACAGUUUCUGCUAGUCAGAGGACGUUCACUGCGCGAGAGCUCAGGUCAGGUACAGACUACCUGGUGACUGUCAUCUCCCAGUACCCCAACAGUGUAGGAGAGUCUGUUUCUGCCAAACAGCGAACCAGGUCAUUGCCUGGUAUCUCCAGUCUACGCUUGAUUCAGGCAGGCUUCUUCUCUUUGUCUGUGGGUUGGGAUCAGCCCUCAUCUCCGGUUCAGGGCUAUAGGCUUACCUAUGGACCACGAGGACAACCAUCCACUGAGCUGCUGGAGCAGUCACUAUCUGCGGACACCACAACUACCACCCUGGAGUUACUUCAGCCGGACACAGAAUAUGUCAUCAAUCUCUACCCCUUGUUCCCAAGAAAUGCUGCAUCCCCGUCUAUCCUCAAUGCUCGCACGUUGCGUCUGGAGACAGUGCAGCAGUUAUCUGUGGAGACUGUAUCAGAGGGCAGUGUUCGUGUAAGAUGGAGAGGCGUCGGUGGUGCACAGGCAUAUCGUUUGGUUUGGGGACCAUUUCAAGGUCGUAACGUAGAGACUGUGGAAGUCGCUGGUGGCAGUGAAUUCUACACUUUGUCCAGACUGCAGCCUGAUACUGAGUACAUUGUCACCAUCAUCCCACUGUAUGAACGCAACAUCGAGGGCCCCAUUGCAACGGCCAGAUUCAAGAUAGAGCUUCAGGAGCAGCAGGUCCUCAGAGCGACGACCACCAGCCCCUCCUCAAUACGGCUCAACUGGAGACUCAUUCAGUCCUCUCAAGGGUACCGCCUGGAGUGGAGGGAGGGAGAAGGAGGUCGUGUCCAGAGGCUAUCCUUUCCUAGAAGCACCACCAGCUAUGAGAUAACAGGCCUACGAGCAAACACAGAAUACCUCAUUACUCUGUACACCCUGUUUGAUGGCAGAGAGGAAGCCACACCAGUCUCCACCACAGAUAGAGAUGAACCGCUAGUAGGGACGGUGUCAAACCUGAGAGUGGUGGAGUCUUUGGGGAGCACAGUCAGACUCGGCUGGACAGGAGUAGCUGGAGCCACGCAGUACCGAAUCAUUACACAAAACACAGAGGCUGGAACAGAGGAAAUCCGAUUAAUCCCUGGAAACCAGACAAUUCUUGACCUCAGAGACCUGAUUGUUGGCGUGUCCUAUGGUGUCAGUGUGGCAGCACUGGUGGGGGAAAAUGAAGGAAAAACAGUUACAGUGUAUAUUAAACCAGAACAAGGUACCGGCAGAGUGACCAAUCUCAGAGUGACGAAUGCAAACAGCCGAAGAAUUCGAAUUGCCUGGGAAGGCGUUGGUGGGGCCACAGGGUACAGAGUAACUUGGAGACAAGGCAACAAUGUGGAACAAUCCCGUAUUCUGGGAGCUGAGGCCAAUGCGUUCACCAUAGACGGCCUGCAGCCGGAUGAGGGAAUUGUAAUUGGUGUUGCUGUUGUGGUUGAUGAGAUCGUUGGAGAAGUGGUUACACUGUCUGCAAGGACAAAUCCCACUAACGGAGUGUUAACUGGGCUUCGCAUCAUUGAUGUAUCAGAUCAGAGGAUCCGCAUUGCAUGGUCACUCUCUCCGAGGGCAACUGGAUAUAAGAUCUAUUGGCGACGUGAGGAUGGAGGUGAAUCAGUUCGUACUGUUGCUUCCAAUGUUUCUUCUUACACCAUUGAUGCACUGGAGGCAAAUUCAGCCUACAACAUUCAAGUCUCUGCGAUCUAUGGCUCUCGAGAUGGAAGUCCUUCCACCCUGAAUGUUCGGACAGAGUCGGACGCAUCUGUUGUUGGGACUGUGACUUCACUGCAAGUCCAGGAGGCCCGAGGAGAAGUUGUCCGAAUCACCUGGGUUGGUGUACAGGGAGCAACGGCUUAUCGUGUGUCUUGGAGGAGAACCGAUGGUGGUGAACAAAGGAGUCAGCUGGUUGGGGGAGAUGUAACAGCCGUGGAUUUAGAUCAACUUGACCCUGGAACUCAGUAUGAGGUGCAGGUCAUGGCUUUGGUUCAAAACAGAGAGGGAACCCCUGUGUCUGUCAGAGUCACCACACCGGGUUACAAUACCCCACCAACUACAGUAUCAGCCACAACUUUACGAGUGGCAGAAGUUACCCAGGAUUCUGUACGGCUUGGGUGGACUGCUCUCCGAGGUGCCACAGGAUAUGUUCUACGCUGGAAAGAGGAGACGGAUAUUGGUCGAGGUUUGUCUGUUACGCUGACGGCUGCGUCCAGCUCUUACCUGGUGACCGGGCUGCGUUUGGGCCGCCGAUACAGAUUUACAAUACAGCCCACCUUUGCGAGUGGAGUCGGAACAGAAACCUUUGUAGACGAACGCACCGUGUGUGUGGGAGGACGUCUGGAUGUGGUGUUUUUGGUGCCUGCAUCCACCGAUCGGAGUGGCCUUGCCAGACCUCUUCGUGAAAUCCUGACCAGUGUAGCAGGAUCACUCGCCACCAUUGGACCGCGAGACUCACAGGUGGGCGUUGUAGUUUAUGGCUUUCGUCCCAAAACAUGGUUCCUGCUCAGUCGCCACAGCAGAUCUGACACAAUGCUACAAGAGAUCCAAUCUAUACCUUUUGAUGAGAGCCCAGGAAAUAACAUCGGUGAGGCACUGACAUUCACCCGGCAGUACCUCCUCACCACCUCAGUGGGACGGAGGCCUCAGGUGCCCGGCGCUGUUGUCAUCAUUGCUGACAGAAAAUCUACUGACAACUUGACCACUGCAGCAAGCUCUGUUAGAGGUGUGACAGUGCUGGCUGUGGGAGUUGACCGUGCAGACACAGAGGAACUGCGUCGCGCUGUGACAGAUCGCAGCACCCAGAACAUCCUGUACACGCGUGAAGCAACGCGGCUGAACACUGAUCUGGCUGCUGAGCUGGCUGACCUCCUCUGUGGGAUAGCCAGAAUACCAGAGGGUGGUUCAGGUACAGAUCAAUGUACCAUUCAGUGUUCCCCGGCUGAGAAGGGAGAUCGCGGAGAAAAGGGUGAGAGAGGCAGGGAUGGUGUAGAUGGACGCAAAGGAGACCCUGGCCGGGAUGGUUUGCCAGGGAGAGAUGGCCCAAGAGGUCCUGAAGGACGUGCAGGACCACCAGGACAACCUAUUCCUAUAGACCCUUCUCUGGUGGUAAAAGGGGAGAAAGGGGAGAGAGGUUUCCCGGGUGUUGAUGGAAAUCCAGGGCUGCCAGGGCGACCAGGUGCUCCAGGAAAUGCGGGUGUCCCAGGUUCGCAGGGCCUACCUGGAGUUCGGGGCAACUCAGGUGAACCUGGAGGAACAGGUCCAUCAGGGCCCAAGGGGGAUAAAGGCGAAAGGGGUGAACCGGGAUCCUCUAUAAGUGGUGGAGGUCUUCCCGGGAGAAAGGGAGAACCAGGAAUCCCAGGAUUAGCAGGUAAUCCAGGUCGAUCAGGCAGCGAUGGGGCGAAAGGAACCUCUGGAGUUCCAGGAACACCUGGUCAAGACGGUCGCCCAGGGAUACCAGGAACACCAGGACUUUCCAUCAAGGGAGAUAAAGGAAGCCCAGGAGAGAGGGGUCUUCCAGGGGUAGGCAGCGGGGUGGCAGUGAGGGGCGAGAAGGGCUCCCCUGGUAAUCCUGGACCUCCAGGAACUCAAGGUCCCAGAGGACUUACUGGACCAGAGGGCAGGAAGGGAGAAAAGGGGGAUGGGGCUGUUGGGUUGCCAGGCCCUCCAGGAAAGGAAGGAGAGCCAGGAGACAGGGGUCCCCGUGGGCCUGCAGGGGAAAUUGGCACCAAGGGCGACCGGGGAUCGCCAGGCGAGGCCGGAUCACAGGGAGACAGGGGGGAGAGAGGACCGGCCGGUGAGACCGGGGAAAGGGGGGACCAGGGAAAGCCAGGAAACCCAGGAACACCAGGGUUGAGAGGUUUACCAGGAACGAGUGGCCCACCAGGAGAAAAGGGAAAUGAAGGGGCACGAGGGGAACCAGGCAGAAGUGCUACAGGCUUACCAGGAAAGAAAGGAGAUCGGGGGGAACAAGGCCUUUCUGGUCCAGAAGGUCAAAGGGGAGAGAAAGGAGACUCUGGACAAAAAGGAGAAAGAGGUCUUCCAGGUUCAGGAGGGUCAGGCUCCGGUGGAGCUAAAGGAGAGCAAGGAGAGCGAGGACCUCCAGGUAUUAGUGGCCGACCAGGUGCCAAGGGAGACCCAGGUGAGCCAGGAGAGACGGGACAAAGUGGGCGCCCAGGAACACCAGGAAAAUCUGGUCUCCCUGGAAAAGAGGGAGAAAAAGGAGACAAGGGUGAUGAGGGCACACCUGGAGAAUCUGGACUUCCAGGGAAGCCAGGAGAAAGAGGGUUGAGGGGACUCGCUGGUCAACCAGGACGACUAGGAGAGAAAGGAGACAUUGGGGACCCAGGAGAGCAAGGAAGAAAUGGCAGCCCUGGACCCGCUGGACCGAGAGGAGAGAAAGGAGAGCAGGGACCUCAAGGGCCUGUAGGACUGCCGGGAAAAGUGGCUAAUAUCCAGGGCCAGCUGAAAGGGGAGAGAGGAGAGAAGGGCGACUCUGGUGACCCAGGAGAGCACGGCAGCAAGGGCCUGAAGGGUGAAGCUGGGACUCCUGGAACUCCGGGCAUACGAGGUCCAGAGGGACCACGGGGGCCCGCAGGCACAAGAGGUGACGCAGGAGAAAGAGGAGCACCUGGAGACAAGGGAGAAAGGGGAGCAUCAGGCUUAGAUGGGCGUCCUGGUCUGGAUGGUAAACCAGGUGCUUCAGGACCUCCUGGACAGAGGGGCGAUCCUGGGAAACCUGGAGAUGCCGGGCGAGAUGGAUUAACAGGACAAAGAGGUGAGCCGGGUCUUCAGGGGCCAGUUGGGCCUCCAGGCAGUCCAGGGACACCUGGGAAAGCAGGAGAAGAUGGAAAACCUGGUCUGGCUGGUAAAACGGGUGAAGAUGGUGUUCCAGGUGAAGAUGGGAGAAAGGGUGACAAAGGAGAAUCUGGAGCAGCUGGAAGAGAUGGCCGUGACGGGCAGAAAGGGGACCGCGGUCCUGCGGGGCCUGUAGGCCCCUCCGGCCCAACGGGAAAUCCUGGAUUGCCUGGCAGCGUCGGUCCUCCGGGAGCGGUUGUGUAUGUAAAAGGAGCUGAAGUUGCACCAAUUCCAGGUCCACAGGGGCCCCCAGGAACACCGGGGGUCCCUGGAAUUCCAGGAGCCGUGGGAGCUCGAGGGGAGAGAGGUCCAAAUGGCCCCAAAGGGGAUGCUGGGGACCCAGGAGAGGAUGGGGCUCCGGGUAAACCUGGGACUACAGUGGAUGUACAAAAGGCUCUUGCAAGCCUGGGUAUUCUGGCAUCUGAUCUGAAGGUGGUUGUGGACAGGAAAGACACUCUUCUGGCUAAUUCAGUGCAAAAGGCACAGAAGGGUGAAAAGGGAGAAGGUGGUGAACGUGGACCAGGAGGACCACCUGGUGCUGAUGGUACUCGUGGUUUAGCUGGUGAGAGGGGCAUCAAAGGGGAUCAAGGCGACCGAGGGCCCAUGGGACAAACUGGCCCUCCAGGAAGAGCCAUUGGCGAACGAGGACCCGAGGGACCCCCGGGACCUGCUGGUGAGCCUGGCAAGCCAGGAAUACCUGGAGUUCCUGGAAGAGCAGGCGAGCUGGGUGAGGCUGGAAGGCCAGGAGAAAAGGGGGAGAGAGGAGAGAAAGGGGACAAAGGAGAAUUUGGUAAAACUGGAUUAACAGGACCAGCUGGUCCACCAGGUCAAAAGGGAGCAUCUGCUGAUUCAGUACUGGUUGGUUCCCCUGGGCCCAGAGGCCCUCCUGGACUUGCUGGACAGAAGGGAGAGCCUGGUGUUACAGGACUAUCUGGACAAAAAGGAGACAGGGGUUUUGUGGGACCCCGUGGAGAAAAAGGAGAUAAAGGGGAGUUUGGAGAGAGAGGGCGAGAUGGCUCACCGGGAUCUCCAGGAGAACCUGGCAAACCUGGUCAAGAUGGUAAACCUGGCUCAGCAGGGCCUGCUGGGCCUCGAGGCCAGCCAGGAAAUCCAGGAGAGCCUGGUAUGAGGGGGCCAACUGGCCCCAUGGGUCCCACUGGCUUACCAGGUCAACCAGGUGUGAAGGGCAAUCAAGGAGAAGCAGGCAUUGGAGUCCAGGGUCCUCCUGGUGCUCAGGGGAGCACAGGUCUGCCUGGACCACCAGGUCCUCCAGGAGCUGUGGGUCCACAGGGCCCCCCGGGACUGUCAGGACAGGUGGGUGAAUCAGGUAAACCUGGUGUUCCUGGAAGAGAUGGUGUCCCUGGUAAAGAAGGAAUUCCUGGAUUGCCGGGGAAGCAGGGAAUUGCUGGAUCUCCAGGUCAACCUGGCUUAAAGGGAGAACAGGGAGACAGUGGCCCUCCAGGGAAGGCAGUGGCAGGACCUCCUGGAACCAAAGGAGAGAGGGGUCCAGCUGGUCAAACACUUCCCGGCACAGCUGGAGAGCAAGGUCUACCUGGUGAAAAGGGAAACAAAGGAGACAAAGGUCCUGCAGGCAUUAAGGGAGAAAGAGGAGUGGCCGGUGAACCAGGAGAAGCCGGGGAAGAUGGGCCACAGGGUCCUUCUGGGCCGAAAGGAGAUAAGGGAGAGAAAGGCAUUGGACUGGCAGGUCCGCCGGGUCGUUUUGGGCCCCCAGGUUUAAAGGGGGAUCCAGGGCUCCCUGGUUCUGCUGGUCCCCCAGGACUACAGGGGAAAUCAGGGAAUCCUGGGCAGGCUGGUGGGAGCGGAGAAAAUGGACAGCCAGGACCCCCUGGACCUCCUGGGGAAAGGGGUCUCCAAGGAUUUGUAGGGCGUGCAGGAAAUGCUGGUGCUCCUGGUCCUCCUGGACUUCCUGGAGAGGCAGGCUCUCCUGGUACUAAUGGGAUCAAAGGUGACAAGGGUGAAGUUGGUAUCGGCAUUCCUGGUGCAAGAGGAGAGAGAGGAGAUCCCGGACCCAGAGGUGAGGAGGGUAGAGCUGGCACGGAUGGAGAGAGAGGACAAACAGGUCCUCCGGGGAUUCGAGGUGUUCGGGGAGAGAAGGGAGACGGCGGGCUACCAGGUGACAAGGGAGAGAAGGGGGACACUGUGCUGGUGGGAGGACCUCCUGGCGAAAAAGGCAACAAAGGAGAAACAGGUCAGCAGGGAGAACCUGGAGAACGGGGAUCCACUGGAUUCACUGGAGCCCGUGGCCCUGGGAGAAGCAGGCCAACCUGGAGUGCCUGGUGAAUCGGGUUUACCUGGAAAAGAUGGACUGUCUGGGUAUAAAGGGGACAAGGGAGAAAUUGGUAUCUUAGGAAUGAGAGGAAUAAAGGGUGACCGUGGACCCAAAGGAGUUUGUGGAAGUGAUGGACCUAAAGGAGACAAGGGAGAUGCUGGCAUUCAUGGACGAUCAGGCCUGCCAGGGAGAAAAGGUGAACAGGGCGAUGUUGGACCUCUUGGGGCUCCUGGGAGCCCGGGAAAAGAAGGGCUAGUUGGGCCCAAGGGUGAACGUGGGUUUGAUGGGGUGGUUGGACCCAAAGGGAGUCAAGGAGAGAAAGGUGAACGGGGACCACCCGGUGUGCCUGGUCCCCCCGGUCCCAGGGGUGUGGACGGGCCCCCUGGCUUGACUGGCCCACAAGGACCAGCUGGUACUAAAGGCCCUGAGGGACUUCAGGGUCAGAAGGGAGAAAGAGGUCCCAUUGGUCCUGCCAUGGUCGGUCCACGUGGUACCCCAGGGAUCCCAGGGGAGCGAGGGGAGGCGGGUGAGAUGGGGCCAGAUGGAGCCAAGGGAGACAGAGGAGAGCCAGGCAUGACGGAGGAUGAGAUCAGACAGUAUGUUCGCUCUGAGAUGAAUCAGCACUGUGGUUCAGGCCCCGACACUCGGUCCCAGCCCGCAGUCAGGGCUCGGCCUGCAACAGAGCAACAACUGGUACUGAAGGGGGAGAAGGGCCGUGAGCUGCGCGUGGUGGUCAACACCCAUGACCCAGACUACGAGCACAUCUAUUCCAUAGAGGCCCUGGACAACCCCCUGGAUGAACUACUGCCCUUCUCCACACACUCAAUCAAUCACAGUGAUGGUCAGGAUGACAAAAAGGAUUCUGAGAGAACUGUCAAAGUCGUACCAAAAAAAUCAGCAAACGCUGAUGCUCAGAAAACGCCAAAAAUUGAUGCUCAGAAAACAGUCAGAGUUACACCUCUGACAGCACAGAAAUCCAGAACAGUCAGGUCCACGGAGAAGGUCGAGGGGGAAGACCCAGCAGACGUGUGCCUGCUGCCAAUGGAUGAGGGGAACUGUGGACGUUACACCCUGCGCUGGUACUUCAACAGCCAGUCUCAAGCCUGUAGGCCUUUCAUCUACAGUGGCUGUGAGGGAAACCAUAACCGUUUCCUCCACCAGGAGGAGUGUGAGGAAUUCUGUCUCGGGGAGGCCAAAGGUCUUCCACCUCAUCAGACCGCACGAUGAUUGGGACCAACUCCUCUUCUGCCACAGGAAGGUUGGCAUCUCAAUGGAUUUUAUAGAACAUUUUGUGAAAUGUCAGUGUUUUUGUGUGUUUUUGUUUAUUUAUUAUUUCUUUACCCCCCUCCCCCCAAAAAAAAAA